This is a messenger RNA of Amaranthus tricolor (Joseph's coat), 3156 nucleotides long. RefSeq names its product conserved oligomeric Golgi complex subunit 5. The transcript is spliced from 3 exons. Lineage: Eukaryota; Viridiplantae; Streptophyta; Magnoliopsida; Caryophyllales; Amaranthaceae. Gene Ontology annotation, cellular component: COG complex. The record is from RefSeq and is a predicted model, not a curated record. Gene Ontology annotation, biological process: intra-Golgi vesicle-mediated transport. Bases 116 to 2611 code for a protein of 831 amino acids.
AUUUUAAUUAAUUUAUUUUAACGUGAUUGAGUAGAUUUUCCUGCAAAUUUCAUCGAUGAAAUGGAGGUUUAAUUAUAACUCCUCAUUCUCAAGCUCAUAACUUUGAGCUCCAACAAUGGCGGCAAUGCAGAGAUCCCAACUUUCACCAACCCCAUCAUCAUCCCCACUCCAAAAACUCUCCACAUUCAAGCACCAAAACCCAUCUUCCUCCAUUGAAAACAACAAUAACCCACUUUCUUCCUUCUCAAAUCACUUAAUUUUCUCCCUAUUCCUCUCCCCCGAUUUCUCUUCAACCCAUUUCUCCUCUCAAGCUCUAUCAUCCGGAUCAUCCGCAUCCACAGCCGAACUUCUUCAAGAUGGUAUUCAUCUCCUUGAAAAACAACUCCGAUCCGAAGUACUUUCCCAUCAUGAUCAUCUCUUUGCACAGUUAUCAUCCUUACGCGAUGCUGAGUCUUCGUUAUCCAUCAUUAGAUCUUGUGUUCAAUCUCUACAAUCAUCGGUAAAUCGAGUUAGAUCCGAAAUUUCUGACCCACAUACCCAGAUUAAAACAAAAACUACCCAACUUAGUAAUCUUCAUUCAACUUCACAGAAUCUUCAAUUUACUAUUAGGGUUAUCCGUUUAGUUAAGAAACUACGUGAUUUAAUGACGAGUUCUAGUGAUUCUUUGGAUCUUUUGAAAGGUGCCCAAUUACAUUGUGAGAUUUUAGGGUUAGUUAGUGAUAAUGAUUUGGGUGGGAUUGAGGUUGUGGAUGAGGAAUUGAGGUGGGUUUCUGAGGCUGGAGCAAAACUUCGGUCUGAAGGGAUGAAAGUAUUGGAAAGAGGAUUAGAGGGGUUGAAUCAAGCUGAAGUAGGAAGUGGGUUACAAGUUUUUUACAAUCUUGGUGAACUUAGAGGAACUGUUGAUGGAUUAGUUGCUAAGUAUAGGAAUUUGGGUGUUAAGAGUAUUGCUAAUGCAUUGGAUAUGAAAGCUAUUUCUGGUGUUUCUUCUGGAUAUGGAGGACCAGGGGGAAUUCAAAGGAGUGGGACCCCACAAUUUGGGGCAAGUGGUAAAGCUAAAGAUGCACUUUGGCAAAGGAUGAGUGGGUGUAUGGAUCAAUUGCAUUCGAUUAUCGUUGCGAUUUGGCAUUUGCAGAGGGUUUUGUCCAAGAAGAGGGAUCCUUUUACUCAUGUUCUACUCUUGGAUGAGGUUAUUCAGGAGGGUGAUCAAAUGUUAACCGAUCGAGUUUGGGAGGCAUUUGUUAAAUCAUUUGCAAGUCAGAUGAAAUCUGCAUUCACUGCCUCAAGCUUUGUGAAGGAAAUAUUUACGUUAGGGUACCCAAAAUUGUAUUCCGUGAUGGAGAAUCUUUUGGAACGUGUAUCACGUGAAACUGAUGUCAAAGGGGUUUUACCCGCAGUCAGUUCAGAAGGUAAGCAGCAGAUGCGUGCUGCAAUUGAAAAUUUCCAGACAUCAUUCUUGGCCCAGUGUUUAGGUCGCCUGUCAGAACUUGUGAAUAAUGUCUUACCAGUUUCUAGCCGUGGUAGUAUCCCUUCCAAGGAACACAUAUCAAGAAUCAUAUUAAGGAUUCAGGAGGAGAUUGAAACUGUUCAAUUCGAUGGACAUUUGACUCUUUUGGUUCUGCGUGAAAUCAGCAAAGUUCUGCUUCUCUUGGCUGAAAGAGCUGAAUAUCAGAUAUCGACGGGGCCAGAAGCCAGACAGAUAACAGGUCCUGCAACUCCCGCUCAAUUGAAGAACUUCAUGCUGUGCCAGCAUCUUCAAGAAGUUCACACGCGUAUAUCAGCUUUGUUAUCGGGACUACCUCCUGAAGCCUCGGAACUUCUUUCUCCCGCGCUAGGCGUUAUAUACGGGGUUGCCUGUGAUUCGGUAGAAUCGUUAUUCCAAUCCAUGUUGGACCGUCUUCAGUCAUGCAUCUUGCAAAUUCAUGACCAAAACUUUGGUGUCAUCGGAAUGGACGCUGCUAUGGAUAACAAUGCUUCAUCGUACAUGGAAGAGUUGCAGAAAUGCAUCCUCCAUUUCCGCAGCGAGUUCCUUUCGAGAUUGUUGCCUUCCUCCAAAACCGCAGCAGCAACUGGGACUGAAUCCAUAUCCACUAAACUUGCUCGUGGCAUGGCUUCUCGGGUUCUAAUGUUCUUCAUAAGGCACGCUUCUCUCGUAAGGCCACUUUCAGAGUCGGGAAAAUUGCGGAUGGCUCGGGAUAUGGCCGAGCUGGAAUUAGCCGUGGGUCAGAAUUUAUUCCCGGUGGAGCAGCUUGGUGCUCCAUACAGAGCUCUACGAGCAUUCCGUCCUGUCAUAUUCUUGGAUACAUCUCAACUCGAGGCAUCACCAUUGCUUCAAGAUCUUCGUCCUAGUACUAUUCUCCACCAUCUUUAUUCUCGGGGACCAGAUGAGUUGCGGUCGCCAAUGCAGAGAAAUAAACUUACACCUAUUCAGUAUUCCUUAUGGUUGGAUUCGCAAGGUGAGGAUCAAAUAUGGAAGGGGAUCAAAGCAACUCUCGAUGAUUAUGCUGCGUUAGUGAGGUCUAGAGGAGACAAAGAGUUCGACCCUGUUUAUCCCAUAAUGCUUCGAAUUGGGUCCUCCAUCUCGGAAAAUACAUCACAACCCGAGAGGGCUUGAUUUUUCGAUAGACUCGGGUGCAGCAUCCAGGACACUUGCUUCUCCUCGGGUUCUCAAUCGCUCGAUUGUAACCUAAGAAUGUUUGUAGCCUCAGUUUGAACGCGGAAAAAGUGAUGUUCAUACUUCACACACUUAAGAAUGUUAUACACAAGUUUGAUAUAUUGAUAUUUUGAGAUGUGAGAUAUGAGUGAGGGUCCGUUUUGACUUUUGCUCCCUUUCCAUCCCAAUUUGCAAAUGCCAGCAAACAAAAUCAAAUUACCUACAUACUUCUCUUUAUUCCAAGUCUACAAAUUUGGUAGCACAAAUUCGGUUCGUGAGAUGCUUUUCAUACUUGGGUUGAACAGCACAUUUAAUAUAAUCAUUUAAUAUAAUAUUAACAUAUGAACUUUUUAUUUUGAGGAGAUCAACUCAUUUGGUAGUUUCUCAUAUUCAAUAUUAUUAUCUCAUUUGGUUUUUGUAUGUUUGUCAAUGUACAUAUUCAAUCAUAAAUAUCUCAAAUUGUGUUAAACUAAAAAUUAUAAAAUGUUGAUUUUAAUUAAACUUUA